Molecule: messenger RNA, 877 nt
Organism: Linum trigynum
Lineage: Eukaryota; Viridiplantae; Streptophyta; Magnoliopsida; Malpighiales; Linaceae
Source: the annotation of a GenBank genome assembly
CAUCCCUGCCUAGAGUAGUGUCUAGGGACAAUCACAAUGGGGCAUACGUGUAGCUGUUGCAUUAUGUUAACCAGACACGUAGCGUGAGGAAAACUUGCCAGAGCUCUCCCCUCUUACAUUAUGUUAACUGGACACGUAGCGUGAGGGAAACUUGCCAGAGCGCAGAGGGAGAGCUACCUUUGUGGCCUGAACUGCCCGAUAUUCAAUAGCUUGUUUUUCUUCUUAUUUAUAGCAUGCAGGAUGAGGUUAGAUAAAAAUAUAAGUUGGGUCUAUGGAGGAAGUAAAAAGAGAAAAGAGAGAUGAUGAGCCGCAACAGUACUGGAAGGAAGAAGAGAGGGAUGAUGAUGGGAAAGGCCGGCAGCUCUUGAAGAAGAAGACUAGUUCUUCAGCUGCCGGCCGGCAGAAAAGCAGCACUAGUAGGCCCAGUAAAGCUGAAGACGAUGACCAUUCAUCAUCGCUUGGAAUGAGGAAGAUAAUAAGGGAAUCCGUUGUCACGGCGGGAGCUCCGGGCAGCGGCAGGAGCGAUGAAGAAAGUAGGGCAGAGCAACCAGAGGAUGUUCUGGUCUUCUCCAGAACCACUAAUAACAUCGACUCUUCACUACUUUAAUUCAUGGUCAUGUCUUCCGAUUCUACCUUUGUUGUGAAUGCACGUACAGGUGAGGGGGCGUACGUGCAUUGAUAUUUGGCGAGCUGUCCGUCCCUCUUUGUUUCACGUAUGUUUCACGUAUGAUUGUUUGAGGAGUGUUUUGCAAUUACAAUUCCUCCUUAAGAGUGAAAAGGGAAUUGUGAGAGCAAAAUAUAUAUAUAUAUAUAGCUAGCUGAUUGGCUACGAGUGUAAUUGGUAGAAUUCAAACUCUAAUAAAAGAUACAGCCGAAG